Rotaria sp. Silwood1 is the source of this 1056-nucleotide messenger RNA. The record is from the annotation of a GenBank genome assembly. NCBI's taxonomy places the organism in Eukaryota, Metazoa, Rotifera, Eurotatoria, Philodinida, Philodinidae.
AUGUUUCCCAAUCAUUAUUCACCAUCAAAUCCUUAUGUUGAUUUUUCAUCAUAUAAUACAACUCCAUCAACUUCAAACAUAACUAGUAUUGGUAAUUCUUCAUCACCACCACUUUAUCAUCAACAUCAACAUAUGUUCUCAACAACACAUUUUUCAAAUGAUAAACUUCAACACUCACCAACAGGUUAUCCAACAUUUGCUAUGCAUGGUUUAAAUAUGAAUGUUAACGUUACAAUGAGUCCUGUUUAUGUACCAACAAAUAAUCUAUCAAUUCCUCAAUCAUCACCAUCAGUUCCAUUAAAAUCUUUUUAUUCUCCUAAUGAAAAUGGAACGAAUUCAUUGGAAGAAAAAUCACUCAGCACGGUAGUAUUAAAUGGUAAUGAAACUCUUCCACCACCACCACCACCACCAACACUUUCAUUACCUAAAAUGACAGCGAAAGGAAAGAAGAUUCGCAAACCACGUACAAUUUAUAAUCCACUUCAAUUACAAGCAUUAAAUAAACGUUUUCAUCGUACACAAUAUUUAGCAUUGCCUGAACGAGCUGAAUUAGCAGCUAUGCUUGCUCUAACACAAACUCAGGUCAAAAUAUGGUUUCAAAAUAAACGUUCAAAAGAAAAAAAAGCUAACAGACAAAGUAAUCGAAGUCGUCCAUCAAAUGAUAAUGAUUUGAGUUGUAAUGGUGAAGAAAUCUAUUCUGAUGAUGAGACAAGUUCAACAUCAACUAAUAAUAAUGAUUCAUCUUUACAUGCUACACAAUCAUUAGCACCUGCAUGUGAAAGUAAAGAUGUUGAUGUGACUACAACUAAUCAAGCAAUGAUCAAAUCAUCACCUAAUAUCUAUGAACAGUCGUCACCACCUUCUCUAACAUCUUCUGCAAUGAUGUCAACAACAACAACUUCACCACCAUCUUAUCCUGCAAAUGAUUUUCUUCGUUCAAAUUCAAUGUAUUUUGAUUAUGGAUCAAUGAAUGGUUUUUGGCCACCACAUUUAUAUGAUGCAAAUCAUAAUACGAAUGGAUAUUAUCAACAACAUCCACCAACGAUUCAUACUUAA